GAUAAGGCUGUUGCCAUGGUGAUGAAGGAGAUACCGAGGGAGGAGUCGGCCGAGGAAAAGCCCCUCCUUACUAUCAAAUCACAGGUGGGCAGAAUGCUGGUGAACGAGCAACAAGAAAGCAGACCGCUUCUGAGCCCCUCCAUUGAUGACUUCCUUUGCGAAACCAAAUCAGAAGCCAUUGCACGACCCGUGACAUCCAAUACAGCAGUUUUGUCAACAGGGUUGGAUCUCUUGGAUCUGAAUGAACCUGUUUCCCAAACCCAAAGCAAAGCGAAAAAGCUGGAAAACUCCACAAGAGGGGAAAGCUUAAAGGCUUCAGCCCACAGAAAGAAGGCAGACAACCCAGACCUUAUCAGCGUGGAUGCUGAGCAGAAAAUCCACCCUAUCAGAGGACCUGAGAAGUCAGCACUGGAUUUAGUUAAUAUUCAGGCCCAGCUGGAAAAAUGGGAUGAUGUCAAGUUCCGUGGAGACAGAAGCAGCAAGGGCUUCCCAGCACCUGAGAGAAAAUCAUCGUCCUCUAGAGCGCCAUCAAAAGAAUUUUUAUGGUCUGCAGAGAACAGAUCCCAGGUGGAGCUGGGCAGCACCAAAACUGCACUGGAAUCUGAUCCAGCUUCAGAUAUAGAAUUAGCACCUGCAUCAAAGGCGCGAUCUACCAAAGAGCAACGUUGGGGCAGUGCUCUCCUCACACGAAAUCAUUCCUUGGAGGAAGAAUUUGAAAGAGCCAAAGCUGCUGUUGAGUCAGACACAGAGUUUUGGGAUAAGAUGCAAGCAGAAUGGGAAGAAAUGGCGCGCAGAAACUGGAUUUCCGAAAGCCAAGAAGCACAAGGCCAAGCAACGGUCUCCAUUAAUGAGAAGGGCUAUUAUUUCCACACAGAAAACCCUUUCAAAGACUGGCCUGGUGCUUUCGAGGAAGGACUGAAAAAGCUGAAGGAGGGGAACUUGCCCCUCACCAUCCUCUACCUGGAAGCCGCUAUUCUCCAAGAUCCUCAUGAUGCCGAGGCUUGGCAGUUUCUCGGGAUAACACAAGCAGAGAAUGAAAAUGAGCAGGGAGCCAUUGUCGCCCUCCAAAGGUGCUUAGAGCUUCAGCCAAACAACUUGAAGGCUUUGAUGGCCUUGGCUGUCAGCUUCACAAACACUGGCCAUCAGCAGGAGGCCUACGGAGCCCUGAGGAGCUGGAUCAUGCAGAAUCCCAAAUACAAGUACGAUGUGCGGAGCAAGAAAGGAUCCCCGGCCCUUACCAGGAGAACGUCCAAGACCACAGACGAAAGUUCGUUGCUGGAAGAGGUGAAGGAACUAUAUCUGGAAGGAGCUCACCAGAAUGGUGAGAUGAUAGACCCGGACCUGCAAACAGGGCUAGGUGUGCUCUUCCACCUGAGCGGGGAAUUCAACAGAGCCAUAGAUGCAUUCAGUGCUGCCCUCACUGUAAGGCCAGAGGAUUAUUCAUUGUGGAACCGUCUAGGUGCAACUUUAGCAAAUGGGGAUCGAAGUGAGGAAGCUGUUGAAGCCUACACCAGAGCUUUGGAGAUCCAGCCGGGCUUCAUCAGGUCCAGGUACAACCUAGGAAUAAGCUGCAUCAACCUAGGAGCAUACAGAGAGGCAGUCAGCAAUUUCCUCACCGCUCUCAAUUUGCAAAGAAAGAGUCGAAAUCAGCAACACAUUCCCCACCCUGCAAUUUCAGGGAAUAUCUGGGCAGCUCUUCGGAUUGCUUUGUCUAUGAUGGACCAGCCAGAACUUUUUCAAGCUGCUAAUGUAGGUGACCUGGAUGUUCUGCUAAAAGCUUUCAGCAUUGAGCCCUAAACCACACACGCAUGCUUUCUUCCUCACUUGCAUAGACUUAUGCGCAUACACACAAGCCUUCCAAAAAAAGGAAACCAUCUCAUUCAUUCUAUACAGGAAUAGAAAUAUCUUUAACUUCCCGAUUUCAACAGAGACAACUUGGACACUUUCCAGCCGAAAAGGUUCUGUGGAAUUCCACUCAACCUGCAGAAGAGAAGUUAAAAAGCACAACACUGUGUAAAUAUUGCUUUGCUCAAAUAUUCACAAUAGAUUCCAGGGAAUAACAGCUACCAACCCGCACAUGGACGUUGGAUGAAAUCACCUCCCUUGACUGUUCCUUGGGACGCGUGCCUGUGCAAAGAACACGUUACAUAUGGCGAAGAGCAGACAAGUGUCUGGCAACAU
Varanus komodoensis (Komodo dragon) is the source of this 2181-nucleotide messenger RNA. It is a transcript of the gene PEX5L, whose product is annotated as peroxisomal biogenesis factor 5 like. NCBI's taxonomy places the organism in Eukaryota, Metazoa, Chordata, Lepidosauria, Squamata, Varanidae. Gene Ontology annotation, cellular component: cytosol; peroxisomal membrane. The coding region runs from base 16 to 1797 and encodes 593 amino acids. Gene Ontology annotation, molecular function: protein binding. The transcript is spliced from 13 exons. Gene Ontology annotation, biological process: protein import into peroxisome matrix, docking. The record is from RefSeq and is a predicted model, not a curated record.